Molecule: messenger RNA, 5983 nt
Organism: Paramisgurnus dabryanus
Lineage: Eukaryota; Metazoa; Chordata; Actinopteri; Cypriniformes; Cobitidae
Source: RefSeq, a predicted model, not a curated record
UUAGCGCAGUCUUGCUUUGUAAUAGGCGUGUGUGAACUGUAUGUGCGCCAGGGGGCUUACCAAUACGAUUAAUGAAGAAAAUUAACGAGAAACGCUAAAGAAACGGUCCGAUUUUCUGUUUCGUCUGUGUUUUUAUACAAGCCAGCUUCGAGUCUGCGAGGGAUCAGCGUCCGACACGAGCACAAAGGAACAUUUAAAGGAAAACAAAGGUGAAUUGUGGAUUGUCCUGAAGCACUUUAUCAGAAACUUGAUUCACCGUGAUCACCUGACUGAAGCUUUGCUGUCACAUUGGAUCUUCUUUUGAGCUAAACGAAGACAUUUAGUUUUUGGAGGUGUUCCCUUGUGAGUGAAAAACAGGACCGUAUAUAGCCUGACUCCCCUACUGGCCGUCUGCUGAAAAGACAACAGUGGUGUUUGGUCCACUCUGGGUCAUGUGUGGCUGACUUCUAUGCUCUUGCUGAAAUGAGGUUGGUGGUUUUGGGGUCGCGGCCCCUCUUGGCCUUGACCCUCACAUUCACCUUUACCUGCCUAACUCAUCUGUGCCAUGGUGCCACACCCUUUCCUCAGGACCUGGAGCCCAUCAGCACCAUUGGAAGUGAACACACCUACCUGUACCCCAGUUACCAGGGGAAUAUGUCCGAUAAUGACACUGCCAGGCUGGGGCUGGAUUUUCAGAGGAUGCUGCGGAUUAACCACAUGCUCUACAUUGCUGCCAGAGAUCAUGUUUUUGCCAUUAACCUCAGCGCUUCUGCGGAGCGUCUCAUCCCCCAACAGAAACUGACAUGGAAGACAAAGGAUGUGGAGAAAUGCACAGUCAGGGGGAAAAACAGCGAUGAGUGUUACAACUACAUCAAAGUCCUGGUGCCACGUAACGACGAAACUCUCUUUGCGUGUGGAACCAAUGCUUUCAAUCCCACCUGUCGCAACUACAAGAUGUCAUCUCUGGAGCAGGACGGAGAGGAGGUGAUCGGUCAGGCCCGAUGCCCUUUCGAAUCACGCCAAUCCAAUGUUGGCUUGUUUGCCGGCGGUGACUUUUAUUCAGCCACAAUGACGGAUUUUCUGGCAAGUGACGCUGUGAUUUAUCGAAGCUUAGGAGAAAGCAGUCCUGUCCUGCGCACUGUAAAAUAUGACUCCAAAUGGUUACGAGAGCCUCAUUUCCUGCAUGCUAUAGAGUAUGGGAACUACGUGUACUUCUUCCUCAGUGAGAUCGCAGUAGAGUACACUACCCUUGGCAAGGUGGUGUUCUCCAGAGUCGCUCGCGUGUGCAAGAAUGAUAACGGUGGUUCUCCGCGGGUUUUAGAGCGCUACUGGACUUCAUUUCUGAAGGCCCGGUUAAACUGUUCUGUUCCUGGCGAUUCGUUCUUCUACUUCGAUGUUCUUCAGUCGCUAACCAACGUCAUUCAGAUCAACCACAGACCUGCUGUGCUGGGAGUCUUCACUACGCAAGCCAACAGCAUCACCGGUUCUGCCGUGUGUGCGUUCUACAUGGAUGACAUCGAGAAAGUGUUUAAUGGGAAAUUUAAGGAGCAGCGAAACAGCGAGUCGGCCUGGACGCCAGUCCCUGAUGAGAUGGUCCCCAAACCCAGGCCGGGAUCCUGUGCUGGUGAUGGCCCUGCUGCUGGCUAUAAGUCCUCUACAAAUUUCCCAGAUGAGACUCUUACAUUUAUUAAGUCUUACCCACUAAUGGAUGAAGCCGUACCCUCGGUCAACAACCGACCCUGCUUCACACGAACCACCAGCAGGUUUAAGCUGACCCAGAUCGCAGUGGACACGGCAGCCGGGCCUUACAAAAACUACACAGUUCUGUUUCUAGGCUCGGAAAACGGGCGAGUUUUGAAGAUCCUUGCCAGCACACACCCGAACUCCACAUACAGCACCCAAGUUUUAGAGGACAUAGAUGUGUACAACCCCAGCAAGUGUAAUGUUCAAGGUGAGGAUCGGAAGAUUCUAGGUUUGGAGUUGGACAAGGACCAUCAUGCCCUCUUCGUAGCCUUCUCAAGCUGUGUAAUCCGUGUUCCCCUCAGUCGCUGUUCGGAUUACGGCGCUUGCAAAACGAGCUGUUUGUCCUCGCGAGACCCAUACUGCAUCUGGUUGAGUGCGGGGAAUUGUGCCACCGUGGCGCCUGGAUUCAAGUCUGGAUUUGAACAGUAUGUUGAGAGUGGAUAUCUUCAAUACCCAGACAGCUGUCAUGAUGUCUUGGCCACAACCCGCAAACAAAACCCCGCCGUGGACUCUGCAUAUGGAAAGACCUCACCCACAAGCGCUACCCCAACCAGUCAGGGGCCAGCUGUGCCUAAAGUCAAAGGUGUCCCUGAAACAGGUACCCACCCUGAGGAGGGGAGUCGGGGAGGGCAGGGUUCUCCUGACUUGGAGCCAAUCAGUGUGGAGAUGGAGGGAGUACGCCGACCCCCUGAGGUAGAUAAGUCCAAUCACAGUGUUCACUACACUUUGCUGAUUGCAUGUGUACUAGUGGCGUUUGUCCUUGGUGCUUUCCUCUCUGGAUUCCUUGUCUCCUGUUAUUGCAACCACAAUGUUAACAAGACCAAAAGGCUGUCGAAAGACCCAGAGGCACCAAUCCCCCACGCUCUAUCCCUGCGCAGCCUGGCCAAGCUAAACGGCUUGCUGGAGAGUCAAAAUAAGGAUGAGAAACUGGACGUGUCUUCACCCAAACUCUACAACUCUUUCUUCAGCAAUGGCAAAGAGCAAGCACAUCGGAGGAACGGCCACCACUCUGGCAUGACGGACCUCAUACAUCCACAUCAUCAUCAUUCCACAGAGCUCACCGGCCUGCCGACGCCCGAUUCCACACCGGAGCUUCCCAUCAAGAGCAUGAAGGCUUUCAAGAACCAGUGGGAGAAGAAUCAAAACUGCAAUAAUGCAAAAGAACCCAAAUCUCAUAACAUGGGUGCAUCUCGACCGACCUCCGCUAUCCAGCAUCAGAUGUUUCCUUUCUCCCAAGGACUCAGCAACGGACAGGUACUGGGUGGCUCGGCGCACCUCGAUGAACGCAAAGUCCACAAUGCCGAACGUGUCGUAAAUCAACCCUAUCACUGUUACCCGCACAAGAUCGUGGACGUCACCUCCCUCGACGAACUUCUGAAACACAUCCACGAAAUCAACGUUGCUACUGGUAAAAGUCCCACUGUCCUUACUUCCUCCAUGUCAGCCCAUGGCGGUCAAAUGGCGUUCGCGAACCGCAUACAGCCGCACAUCCCAGAAACGGAGUCUGCGCCUUACUACAGCUCCUCCACUCUUCCUCGGGACAGUCUCACUCGUCGGAUGGACGUCCCUCCCGAAAUUCCUCCCCAUCAUCAUCAGUCCACGCUGGAGAGAGCUGCCCGUCACUCAUCCCAGCGUCACUCACUAAUAACCACCCCCAAGAUGCCCAGCGGGGGCGUGGUGCCACGACAACACAGCUUCAACCAGCGCAGCUCCCAUCAGCCCCUCCUGCUAUCCCGAAUGAACUCCGGCGGCAGCAGUACGGGUUGUGACGUACGACAUCCGCUCAUCCCUAACGGAUAUCUAGCGCGCCAGCACAGCUACAGCGAGCAGCCGGAUAUUCACCGUGGAGCUAUCGUCCGCCGGACAGCCUCGCUUAAGCCCGACGUCCCGCCCAAACCGCUGUUCAUCCCUGCCAGCUCGCCCGUCAACCAGGCAGGGAAUUUCAACUACUGAAUGAUGGAAAAGCCUGUGGUUUUUCGUGAACGGUUCUCAACCUCUCAGAACUAAAUGUGUGAGGAUUAAAAGAUGAACUGCCUUUAUCAGGGACAGAACCUCUGAAGAUUGACUGCCAGUGUUGUCGACUUUACAUUAGAACUAUGACCUCUUUUUUUUGUUUCAUAAAUAUAUUUGUACCAUAUUGGUAUUGCUCAGCUAUUGGCCAAUAGGAGGGGAGGAGUUGCAAGAGUCCACACCCACCUAAAUUUAGCCUGACACAGUGAUAAGUGUGUGGCUUUACGGUGUCCCUUUGGAUUGUCUAGACGGGCACUACAAAUCCUAAGUUCCGGACCUGAUCGUUUAUCCGAACAAGCGUACACACACCUUUGAUACUCUAAAAUCUUUCUUGCUUUGGUUCAACUAUUCUGUUUGUGUAGAGUUGAUGAACUGUGCUGAUCCCAAGUAGGAACAUGUAUAUAUGCAUGCAUGUGUGUGCGCGCGUGCGUGUGUGCGUGUUCAUAACUGCACAGAAUAUGUGAACAUAUACAUGCCCAGUGUAUGUGUUUAGAAUAUCGAAAUGGUUUAGCCCCUCAGAAAGUUUCUUUACCUUGUUUUUGAAGCAGAUGUGCCCAUACAACCAAUGAAGAGUUCUCUGUAAAAUCCAUAAGCAAUAAUCUCAACCUCAUUCUCUCCACUCCAGCGUAAUUCAACUAGAAGAAUUCAACUCAAUAAAAGUUAAAGUGUAGCUAUAGAAAAAGUUUCAUCAAAAUGCUCAGUCGCCAAUGAGGUGAAUCAAUCUUACUGUCAUGAAGGAGAAGUGUGUACUGUAUACACCCAAGAGGAAUGUAUUCUUUGUCUUUUGGUUUAAGGGUGCUUCAGUAUUUAUCCUCGAAUCUCUGGUAUGAUAAAGUUUUUAACCUGAAAAUGAAUCUAAAACCAGGUGUGACACAGUAAAGAAACAAGCGAUAAUAGUUCAGUAUUUGUCCUAACCAGCAGGUUUCUGGGAUGAUGAUGCGCAAAGGGGAGCCCCUCCCACAUUGGUCCAAUUCACAGCUAUCAUAUAUGUUUUGAUUGGCUGUGAUAGAUUGCAAACAGACAAAUUGCUUGUUUUUAAGAACGCGUUUCGUCUGGCUAAGAUGCCAUAAAAAUUCAGAGCAAAUUAUUUUCUAUUGAGUUAUUCCUAUACUAUGUGUUACAAACAUUGUAUCAAUAUUAACACUACACCUGUUUUGUGUAAAUAGAUAUAAAAAUAACUAGCCAAAUUUGAAUUGUUUGUGUAAAUUUGUGCCUUAUUUAAUAUGAUGUGUUGGGGGGUUGGCGGCGGAUCGGGAUAGGAAAGAACAGGGCAGAGGAGCCGUCAUUAUAUUUUUAUUUUUAAUAUUAGUAUUUUUUUUUUAUUUUGGUUGUCUGUAUGUGUCAUAGCUAUUGUAGAUAUAUAUUUCUAAAUACUUUUGAUAUCCCCAGGCUGUGUGAGGCUUUUGCAUUUAGAUCAGCAUCUAUUUUCUUUCCGUCUUUCAAAUGCGUUUAAACUCCUGCCCUCACAGAACUGGGUUUUUCCGAAAUUGUAUAACAUAAGAUACGUAAACUUCUUCACUCCAGCGUAUCUUAAUAUCUUUUGUUUAAUAGCGGGAGGAAGACUUCUUAAGCUUUGCUUUUUGUUGGAGAAGAGAUGUGUGUGAGUGAUCGAGUGAGUGAGUGAGUGUCUGUGUGUGAUCCAUAAGGAGACGGCAUCAGUCGUCUUUAGUUCAAACACAUACCUCCCUUUCCUUUUCCCCAAAUACUUCCUCUGCUCCAAAUCAUCUUCUUCUUCAGUCUGUCUAAGACUCUAUGAUGCGUCAGCUUUUGCAUAAAUUUUUGGUGCUGGUCUGAAACCGUUUUAUCAUGUACACUCGAAUGAACUUUUCAAAUUGGCUGCCUGUAACAGUGUCCUGUCGCUCCUUACAAAACCAAAUGCAACAUUGCAUUUUAAAGAACUGCUACUACAUCAUAUGCAUCAUCACAGAUGGAAAACGGACUGAGUGUUGAACGUCUGCUCCGCCCUCUGCUGCAAACUGGAGUGAAAGACUGGAGCAGGAUGUACUGGAGUAGUUUUUUUAUUUUUAUUUCUAUAGGUAUUUUGAUGGAAAGGGAACUGCGCGUGUCUGUUUUACCUGCUUUAACCAUUGAGGUUUCUGUUAUUGCACAGUGUAAAUACAGUCCUGGAGUUUCACAGGAUUCAGUGCUCUGUUAUUAUUGGGCAAAACCCCAUGGAUUCUCCACCCCUGCUUUUAUGGAAUACUGUUGUAUUUUCCUUAUAACAGAAAUAAAUGAGAGAUCAUAACAUGCA